Messenger RNA from Trichoderma harzianum CBS 226.95, 5670 nucleotides. RefSeq lists its product as hypothetical. The transcript is spliced from 3 exons. Lineage: Eukaryota; Fungi; Ascomycota; Sordariomycetes; Hypocreales; Hypocreaceae. Gene Ontology annotation, molecular function: ATP binding; DNA binding; ATP-dependent chromatin remodeler activity. The record is from RefSeq and is a predicted model, not a curated record. The coding region runs from base 1 to 5670 and encodes 1889 amino acids.
AUGACUUCUAGACUUGACCGAUUAGUUACCAUCCUUGAGACCGGGAGCACAAGGCUCAUCCGAGACACUGCAGUCAACCAGCUUGCUGACUGGCAAAAGCAACAUCCCGAUGAGUUAUUCAAUCUCCUGUCUCGGGUCAUCCCGUAUCUCCGCUACAAGGAUUGGGAGACGAGGCAAACUGCGGCCAAAGCCAUUGGCAGAAUCUUAGAAAAUGCCCCGCUCUAUGACCCCAACUCAGGAGAUGCCCCAAGUGAGCCCAAAAAGGAAGAGAGCUCGUCCGAAAACAGUACGAUUAAGAAAGAGGAAGACAACAAGGCGGCAUCCGUUCUUACCGAUGACGAUGUCUUCAAGUUUGAGACCCUCGAUGUGGACACCGUUUUGAAGUUCGGGCGACCGCUUCUACGGGGUGGUGGCAUUGAGUACAGCCUUGCCUCUCUCGACCCUCAAGCUCGUCUGGAGCACCAAAAGAAGACACUUUUGGGCCGCCUGGGUUUACUUGGGAGGAGAUUCGAAGACGAGGAAAUUAUCGUAGGGGACGGAAUACCAAAAACACCACUCGAUGCGCCCAAUGGCGGUGGCUUUGGUAAAGGCGAUGGCACGCAGUCUCAGAGUCAGCCGACAGAAGAGUCUCAGCUUAGCUCAAGGCAACUGAACGUACUUAAGCGAAAACGUAAGAAGGAGGCAAUGAAGGCACAGGGCAAAGGCGGGUUUGGAGAUCUAUCACUGCGACGAACGACGACUGCUGGAUCUGAAGGACUGGCAGAUGAUACCCCGAUGGCAGACGAAUCGAAAAAGAAUGGAAAAGUGAAUGAUUACUUCAACCUCGAACGUCCAACCGAUAUCGAUGAGGAUGCAAAGGUUGUCAGCGAGUUCAAGGGAUCGGUGAUGCAGAUCAAGUCUGAGCUUGAAGCCGAAGAGUCCAUGGAAGGUGCCGAGUGGCCGUAUGAGCGACUCUGCGAUUUCCUCAAGAUUGAUCUCUUCGAUUCCUCAUGGGAAACGCGACAUGGAGCCGCCAUGGGAUUGCGCGAGGUACUCCGAGUCCAUGGCGGCGGGGCUGGCCGUGUUCGAGGCAAAUCGGUGGAUGACAAUAAUGAGCUCAACCGCACAUGGCUCAACGAUGUUGCUUGUAGACUCUGCUGCGUCCUUAUGCUGGACCGCUUUACUGACUACAGCUCCGAUACGUCCGUUGCCCCAAUUCGAGAGACUAUUGGUCAGACCCUUGGUGCUGUUCUUAAACAUGUCCCCCCCAACUCCGUCUAUGACAUCUACCGGGUCCUGUAUCGCAUGGUGAUGCACGAAGAUCUCAAGCUAGACCAGCCGAUUUGGGCUGUCUGCCAUGGUGGCAUGAUUGGCCUGAGAUAUGUUGUUGCAGUUAGGAAGGAUCUAUUGCUUCAGGAUGGAGACAUGAUUGAUGGGGUCAUCAAGGCGGUAAUGAAGGGUCUCGGAGACCUCGAUGACGAUGUGCGAUCUGUCAGCGCUGCCACCCUAAUACCCAUGGCUAAAGAAUUUGUCACCAUGCGCCCGGCUGCUCUCGAUGGCCUCACCAACAUAGUAUGGGAAAGCUUGUCCAAUUUGGGCGACGAUUUGAGCGCCAGCACAGGCCGCAUUAUGGAUCUUCUGGCUACGCUCUGCAGCUUCCCCGAGGUACUUGAAUCGAUGAAGACAUCUGCUGCCCAAGAUGAAGAGCGAUCCUUCACUCUGCUGGUUCCUCGCCUCUAUCCAUUCUUACGACACACCAUCACAUCUGUUCGCCUUGCUGUCUUGAAAGCCCUCUUGACCUUUGCGAAUCUUGCAGAUGAGACAUCACAGGGCUGGCUCAAUGGUAGAAUUCUCCGCCUCAUCUUCCAAAACAUUCUUGUCGAAAGGGACAAGGAAACCCUUGACAUGUCGCUGGACCUCUGGGCGGCCCUUGUCCGUUCAUUGGCAAAGGACCCCGCCAUUCUUGCUGAUGAAUUUGCUCCUCACAUUGAUCCAUUAAUGCAGCUGACGUUACAUCCCAUUGGCGUGUCGCGGCAUCCCAUCCCUAUGCAUACCGGCUUGUUCCAGAAGCCAUCUGGUGGCACCUACUCUGCUCAAGGCCCGGCGCAGCCUAGUGGAAGACGACUCUCCUCGCCUGAGGGCCCUGAACGACCGGUAAAACGCCGUCGUAAAUCUACCAAGGUCGAAGACACCACCCCCGCCAACUUGACGCAUGAUGUGGAUGGCCAUAUGAUGCAAGGUGAUGUUGAUCUUGUUGGCUUAGAGGUUCUGAUUCGGUCAAGAGUUUCAGCUGCCAAGGCCAUGGGCCUCAUCAUGUCCUUGGUGCCUUCGACGAAUCUCGACGAUUAUGAUGCCCUGCUUGUUCCAGGCCUCACCUCCGCCUUUUCCUCUACGCAACUGACCGCCUGUCUUGUCAUUGACGAGUUUGCAAGGAAUUGCCAAAAUACCGAGGACCCUGCCCGCUACUUGGAUCAUCUCCAGCGGAUUGUCGAAUCAGACCGGCCUUCAGCUUACCGAGACUUGGUGACCUUUGUUCAAAGAGCCAGAAGCCAGUGCCAGCAAUUACUUCACCUGUUCCGCGACCAUGGCAAAGUCUCACACAGCAAGCUACCCACCCUUCCCGUCGUGGUUCAAGGUGAAGCCGAAGCCGGCCCCAGUGCCUUUUCCAUUGCUACUGCUGAAAAGUGUGUUGGCGAAGACUUUGAGAGGCUGAAAAAGAUUAUGCCCCCCGGCCAACGAUUGAUCGCCGGCCAGCAGCUGGAUGAAUCUCGCCAGGACACAAUGACAGCUAUUCAAGAGGCCAAGGCCUUCAAGGAUGCUCGUGACAUUAGGAUCAAGGCUGGUGCAGCUUGUGCCAUGGUCGCGAUGAAGCUCUUGCCGAAGAAACCUAGUCCUCUCAUCAAGAGUAUCAUGGAUUCGAUAAAGACAGAGGAGAACCACCAGCUCCAGAGCCGCUCAUCAGACACCAUCGCCAAACUGGUACAGCUCUUUACAGAGAAGGGCAGGCGUAAUCCCGCGGAAAAGGUUGUUGCCAACUUGGUCAAAUUUUCUUGCGUUGAAGUAGCAGAGACCCCCGAAUUUCCCGUUCAUGCUACCAAGACCGAUUGCAUUCUCUCUAUGCAGAAGGAAGAGGAUCGCGUUGACCACCCAGAUGCCGCUAAGUGGGCAAGGGAAGCCAAGGCUGCCCGUAUCACACGUAGGGGUGCCAAAGAAGCCUUGGAGAUUCUGUCCAAGACGUAUGGUGCGGCCUUAUUCGAGUCAGUGCCAAGCUUGCAAGGCUUCAUGAAGGAUGCGCUGGUCAAGGCUUUCACCGGGGACCUGCCCGCGGAAGCUCGGGAUCCUGAGCAGACGUUUGGCCAGGAGAUUGUGGAUGCCAUGUCGGUCAUUCGGACCAUGACGCCCACAUUGAACGAGAGCCUUCAUCCGUUUGUCAUGGAGAUGAUGCCCCUUGUCAUCAAGGCUCUGCAUUCCGACCUCUCAGUUUUCCGCUACAUGGCCGCCAAAUGCCUGGCAACUAUCUGCAGUGUCAUCACCGUAGACGGAAUGACUGCACUCGUGGAGAAGGUCCUCCCUUCAAUCUCCAACCCGCUUGAUCUCAAUUUCCGCCAAGGAGUAAUCGAAGCCAUCUAUCACCUGAUUGCUGUCAUGGGUGACGCGAUCCUCCCAUACGUCAUCUUCCUGAUUGUGCCUGUCCUCGGCCGAAUGAGCGAUUCCGACAACGAGAUUCGUCUCAUUGCUACCACAUCUUUCGCCACGCUUGUCAAACUGGUGCCUCUCGAAGCCGGAAUUCCCGACCCCCCUGGCUUGUCCGAGGAACUCCUGAAGGGACGAGAUCGGGAACGAACCUUUAUUGCUCAGCUUCUCGACCCCAAGAAGGUUGAGCCCUUCCAGAUCCCCGUGGCGAUCAAGGCAGAGCUUCGAUCAUACCAACAGGACGGUGUCAACUGGCUCAAUUUCCUCAACAAGUAUCACCUGCACGGCAUUCUCUGUGACGAUAUGGGUCUCGGAAAAACUCUACAGACUAUCUGCAUUGUCGCUAGUGAUCACCACCAGCGACAGGAAGAGUUUGCCAAAACCCAGGCUCCUGAUGUGAGGCGGCUGCCGUCUCUAAUUGUCUGCCCCCCAACACUCUCAGGCCACUGGCAGCAGGAGAUCAAGACCUACGCCCCUUUCCUUAGCGUCACUGCCUACGUUGGGCCGCCAGCGGAGCGUAAAGCUAUGAAAGAUAGACUUGGCGAUACCGAUAUUGUCAUUACUUCGUAUGAUGUGACCAGGAACGACUCUGAUGUCCUCGAGAAGCACAGCUGGAACUACGUUGUGCUCGAUGAGGGCCACUUGAUCAAGAAUCCCAAAGCCAAGAUUACCCAAGCUGUAAAGAGGCUGGCCAGUAACCACCGACUGAUCCUCACUGGUACACCCAUCCAAAACAAUGUGCUGGAACUUUGGUCUCUAUUCGACUUCCUUAUGCCCGGGUUCCUCGGAGCCGAGAAGGUGUUUUUGGACCGGUUUGCGAAGCCCAUCGCGGCAAGCCGAUACAGCAAGGCAUCGUCUAAGGAGCAGGAGGCUGGUGCAUUGGCGAUUGAGGCUCUUCACAAGCAAGUGCUUCCGUUCUUGCUCCGCCGUCUCAAGGAAGAAGUCCUUAACGAUCUACCACCCAAAAUCUUGCAAAACUACUAUUGUGAUCUCAGCGACCUGCAAAAGAAACUCUUCGAAGACUUUACCAAGAAGCAGGGCAAGAAGAUCCAAGACGAGGCCGGCCGAGACGACAAGGAGGCCAAGCAGCACAUCUUCCAGGCCCUGCAAUACAUGCGAAAGCUGUGCAACUCGCCUGCCAUGGUUAUGAAGCCGGGAAGCGAUCUGUAUGCCGAGACGCAGAAGAUUCUACAGAAGCAAGGGACGUCGAUUGAGGAUGCCCAUCAUGCGCCGAAGCUCACUGCCCUCAAAGAUCUCCUGAUUGACUGUGGCAUCGGCGAUGACAAGGACGACUCCAACGACCCGCUAUACCAGCCGAUCAAGCCUCAUCGUGCUCUGAUUUUCUGUCAGAUGAAGGAAAUGUUGGACAUGGUUCAGAACAAGGUGCUGAAAGAAAUGUUGCCUUCUGUCUCCUACCUGAGGCUCGAUGGUGGCGUUGAAGCGAACAAGAGACAAGACAUUGUCAACAAAUUCAACAGCGACCCGUCGUACGACGUGCUCUUGCUAACCACUAGCGUUGGUGGUCUGGGACUGAACCUUACGGGCGCGGAUACUGUCAUCUUCGUUGAGCACGACUGGAACCCGCAGAAGGACCUGCAGGCCAUGGAUCGUGCUCACAGAAUCGGCCAGAAGAAGGUGGUAAACGUCUACCGUCUCAUCACGCGUGGCACAUUGGAGGAGAAGAUUCUCAGCCUCCAACGGUUCAAGAUUGAUGUCGCUUCCACGGUGGUCAACCAGCAGAACGCUGGUUUGGCGACAAUGGAUACAGAUCAAAUCCUUGACCUGUUCAAUUUGGGCGACUCGGGACCGAGUCUCAUAUCUGAUAAGCCGCAAAACGGCAUUGACGGCAGAGAGGAGGACAUGGUUGAUCUCGAAACUGGCGACGUACUGCGGCAGCCGGGCAAGAAGGCAUGGCUGGAUGAUCUGGGAGAAUUGUGGGAUAACAAGCAGUACGAAGAGAGCUUCGACUUGGACGAUUUCAUGAAGACCAUGGCUUGA